Messenger RNA from Anopheles moucheti, 708 nucleotides. RefSeq names its product peptidyl-prolyl cis-trans isomerase NIMA-interacting 4. Gene Ontology annotation, biological process: rRNA processing. The transcript is spliced from 2 exons. Gene Ontology annotation, molecular function: DNA binding; peptidyl-prolyl cis-trans isomerase activity. The record is from RefSeq and is a predicted model, not a curated record. Bases 269 to 685 code for a protein of 138 amino acids. NCBI's taxonomy places the organism in Eukaryota, Metazoa, Arthropoda, Insecta, Diptera, Culicidae.
AAUCUAUCGAAAUUAUGCGGGGAAAAAGAAAGAAGAAAUCGAUUUGAGUCCAUAUAUUUAUGAAUUUAUGCUUCUUUUGAUAUCUGAUAUCGAUACAAACGAUGAAUAUGCCUCCUUGUUAUCAGCAAAUCAACAUAAAAACACAAUGGCUGAGAAAGGCCAUGGAAGAUGACAGUUUAAUUUGCUAGGUGAUUUUUGUCUGCGUGCCGGUUGGAAUCGAGGUUCGGAAAUCCCAUCCGGUAGGAUUGUUUUGAAAACAAAGCAAGCGAUGCCACCAAAAAAGGAUGCCAAGGGAGGAGGAAAAGCUGCACCAGCUAAAGGUGGUUCCGGUGGAAAGAAAGGAGGCGCUGGAGGUGGUGCUGACGAAGGAGCAGCAAAGGAGAAAAAAGGUGGCUCGGCGGUGAAGGUACGACACAUUCUUUGUGAGAAGCAAGGUAAAAUAAUGGAAGCGCUGGAGAAAUUGAAAGAGGGCCAGGCGUUUAAUGUGGUUGCGACAAACUACAGCGAAGACAAGGCACGCCAGGGAGGUGAUCUUGGGUGGCAGAUCCGUGGUGCAAUGGUGGGUCCGUUUCAGGAUGCGGCCUUUGCGUUACCCAUUUCUACCACCAAUGCUCCCAAGUACACGGAUCCACCCAUCAAGACCAAGUUCGGAUAUCAUAUUAUAAUGGUAGAAGGCAAGAAAUAAAUGCUUCUUUAUGUUUUCAUUUC